Messenger RNA from Hordeum vulgare subsp. vulgare (domesticated barley), 866 nucleotides. RefSeq lists its product as uncharacterized. The transcript is spliced from 2 exons. The record is from RefSeq and is a predicted model, not a curated record. NCBI's taxonomy places the organism in Eukaryota, Viridiplantae, Streptophyta, Magnoliopsida, Poales, Poaceae. Bases 269 to 616 code for a protein of 115 amino acids.
CGACCUUAUCCCCAAGCGUCGGUGAGCGGCUCUGGCUAUGUAUGAAAGGACCAUGCCGAGCCCCUGUGCAUCCCAAGCCUCCCCCUGGCCUUAGCUCUUCCCCCUCGCCCAACUUGACCGAAGCUGCAGAAAUUUCUGUCUAUAGUGCCACGGUUGCCUCCGGUGAAAUUCACCAUGGCCGAAGCCCCCUAGCUGCACCCCACCGCACCAGCCGCACCCCUUGAGACCCCUCGAAGCAUUGCCGCCGCUGGAGAUCGUAGAAGAGCCGAUGUGGACCGAAGUUUCUGAACCAGUAGAGCCUCCCGCCAUUGUUGAGGCCCCGCUCAGCCCCGAGGUCUGUAGCGCCUCCAACCACCAAAAAUGGAUGCCUCUCAUUCCCACGAGCACGUACAUGGUCGGAGCGCGACGGGAGGUGCACUGUGCCGCCGGUGAGCCUCGCCGGAAAAUUGCCUCUGAUUUGCCACACACGCGUGGGAGGUGGGAGAAGGACCCGACAGGAGGGCCCCGCCUGUCCGUGGGAGAGCCAAGCCUCGAGGAGAGCAAACCCACUGGAGUUGGAGAGAGAAGUAAACCUUCAAAAGUUUUGGAGUGCAAAUCUACUUCUCCACACACCUAAGGCAAGCAUCCUGAAUCCAUGUUGGCAUGUGUUGUGUGAUGAUGGUGGUGGUGCUUAUAUUGCGUAAUUCGAGGCUAUGUUAAUAUUAACAUCACAUGAGAUAAUACUUUGCAUUCUUGAUGCAUGCUACUCACAUUAUAUACAAUAGUGAAAUAUGGUGAUGGCAUGUGCUAGUUAUGAGAGGUCGUGGCAUAACCUAGUCAAGCGGAACGUGAUAGGUUAUGGCCUGGUCAUGAUAUGAGCACGAUGA